Molecule: messenger RNA, 7024 nt
Organism: Mercenaria mercenaria
Lineage: Eukaryota; Metazoa; Mollusca; Bivalvia; Venerida; Veneridae
Product: glutaminase kidney isoform, mitochondrial-like
Exons: 16
Coding region: 1560-3332 (590 amino acids)
Biological process (GO): L-glutamine catabolic process
Molecular function (GO): glutaminase activity; protein binding
Source: RefSeq, a predicted model, not a curated record
CGCUCAAUAAAGUUUCUUUCUAUAUUCCUUUCAUAAAUGCAAUUUGUAUAUGUUGAAGACUGUUAACAUUGUGUUCAAGUGGAUUGUAUUCAAAACAUUAAAAUAAGUCAUGCUCCAGUUAUUUAAAGGAAGCAAGACCUUUCAUCAAUCAAACAAUCAAAGUCUGGUCUACUUUUGUGAACGUUUAGAAAUAAAAACAGUCAUUUUUGCUAUUAAAAGUCACUAAUUACACGAUCAGGAUGGUUUUAUAAUGGAACCGAGAUAUUUUGUCCAUCAAACAAUUGAAGUAAUAAACUAAAUACUAGAAGGAAACGCGUUUGAAAUCUGUACCUUUUUGUUUUAAGGGCAUGCUACUCUAGAGCAAAUUAUCAAACUGGCUGAUUUUGAAAAGGAACUGAGAUCGUAUGCCUAUCUUACAUCUGACACAGUUUGGUGAACAUCCAAAUAUAGAUAAGGCGCUACAGUGCACACAAGCUUAAAAUCGGCUAUUUUUGCCAUUUCAAAGACGCCAGUCAUUUGAUCCCAACGGUUUUCAAAAGAAAGAAAGAUUUUUCGUCUAUCUAACACCUGACCUAGUUUUGUGAACAUCGAAAACUAAACGAAGGGGCUGGAGUUGCACACAAGACUAAAAUCAGUAAUUUUCGCAAUUCCAGAGACCAUAACUCCGGCGCCCUUACUCUGAUUUGGUUUAUUUUCGAAAGAAACCGAUGCCGUUUUAUAGAUACAAGUUAUGCGCAAGUUUGAUCAGAAUAAAGAAAGUGAGCGUGCUAGCGUGACACAGUUUAAAUAUGGACAGGCGGACUGACGGACGAACAACAGACAAAAGACAAUACUAAAAGCGCUCAGAUGAGCUAAAAAGAGGUUGUUACCUCAAAGAAAUAGGAACGUGUUAUUUUUACAAUAAGCUAUGUAAUUACCUAGGGCAGUCAUUUGAAAUGAGUCACGAUAAACAGUACCAGUUUAUUUUCAUAGUAUAGGUCUUCAUCUUAUAAAUACAUACCACACUCCAUUAUUUUGACAAGACUAAGUAAUUUUGAAGUAAUACAAUAACAGACUUCAGUUUAAUAUUUAUUGGUUGAAAGCUAAAAUAUAUAUUCAAGGUACACCAUUGAAUCCUUUCUCACAAUCAAUUGAGACCUGUUCCAUAAUCAAGUAGAAAUAAGAUCAAAACUAACAUAAGCUUUAUUUUGAUUUGAGAUUUUUCUAAAAUGUAUUUAAUUCGUGUGCAUUUGAGAGCACUUCAUGUAUAAAAUGUUGUUGAUAAUAGUAUUUAUGAUAAUUGCAGUUAACCCGUGGACAGAUAGUUUUCAAUGUAUUUACUUCAAAUAAAAUGUUAGCCGAAACGUUUCUAUAAACAGAACAAGUCGGUGAAAAAACAUAAUUUAUUCUUUACCUCAUGACAAAACAUUCCUCUUGUUUAACUAAUUAAACGUGCAGAAUAGAAUUUAAGUGAUUCUCUUAUGUGUAUUUGUGAACAUUCUUUAAUAAAUAUGUGAAUGCCUAGAAAAUAGUUCGUACAUAAAUUUAUAACGCGGGAUUUUAACAAUUUUCUCACCGUGAUGGCGGGUACGGGCUCGGGUUCGGGGCAGGCUUUCCGGCGAUUAACAAGAAUUGGCAGUAUAACACUGGACCAUCCGCCUUUGCUGAACCUUCAGGAAACCCUAGGCGAGUUACUCCUGUCAAACAUGGAGGAUUUUGAGGACAAGCUAUUUGACUACCUAUGUGACAGCAGGGAACUACUCAGCAUGGACAAAUUCAAAAAGAUCUUAAACGAGUCCGGGUUACGAAAUGAUGAUCCAAGGCUGAAGGAGAUGGUAGAAAAUUUUCACGAAGUUGAACAGAAACAGCUGCACGAUGAGCACGAGCUACGUGGUACCAUCACAAGAGAAACAUUCAAAGAAUGUGUAACAGACAAUAUAGUGCUAAUCUCACGUGCGUUGAAGAACCAGUUCAUCAUACCAGAAUGGACAUCUUUUACACAGCAUAUCAAAGAAAUGUACGAAGACUGUAAAACCAAUACAAGUGGAACGCCUGCUUCAUAUAUUCCGCAACUGGCAAGAGUCGAUCCAAAGUACUGGGGUAUUUCAGUCUGUACAAUUGAUGGACAAAGAUAUUCAUUAGGAGACACAAAGGUGCCAUUCAGCUUGCAGUCCAUUGUGAAGCCGUUGUCAUACGCACUGGUCCUCAAUGACCUUACUCCUGAAGUCGUCCAUAAGCAUGUAGGCCAGGAACCAAGCGGAAAAUCUUUUAAUGAGCUGACAUUGGAUUAUGAACAUAAACCGCAUAAUCCUAUGAUCAAUGCUGGCGCUAUUGUUGUAUCCUCCCUGCUCAAGAAAGAAAUGAAUAUUGCCGACAGAUUUGAUUAUCAGCCCUCCAUCGAGGAAGAGAGGAAAGUAACACUCAAUAAGACAAUGGGUCAGAUGAAACGUCUUACGGGAGGAGAAUACUUGGGCUUCAACAAUUCAGUAUAUUUGUCAGAGAGAGCAACUGCAGACAGAAACUUUGCCUUAGGGUAUUAUAUGAGAGAAAACAAGUGUUUUCCUGAAGGUGUCGACCUCCACGAAGUGCUUGAAUUCUACUUCCAGUUGUGUUCAAUUGAGGUUACUGCGGAGUCCGGGUCUGUUAUUGCAGCAACUCUCGCUAAUGGUGGUAUCUGUCCUAUGACUGGCGAGAAGAUAUUGUCAGCCGAGGCUGUGAGGAACACUCUUUCCCUCAUGCAUUCGUGCGGAAUGUACGAUUACUCCGGACAGUUUGCUUUCAAGGUUGGUCUUCCUGCAAAGUCUGGAGUGGCUGGAGGGGUAAUGUUAGUUGUCCCGAACGUGAUGGGUAUCUUUCUCUGGUCUCCGCCUUUGGACAAGUGGGGAAAUAGCUGUAAAGGCGUACAGUUCUGUGAGAAUCUCGUUGCAAAGUUCAACUUUCACAAUUACGACAACUUGAAGCACACACAGAAAAAGAUCGACCCCCGUGGACGUGCGAUGGAGUCAAAGGCCCAAGAUGUUGUCAAUCUUCUCUUUAGUGCUUAUAAUGGUGACGUUACCGCUAUGAGAAGAUAUUCCCUACUUGGAAUGGACAUGUCAUUAGCUGAUUACGAUGGUAGGACGGCACUCCAUUUAGCCGCCGCAGAAGGUCACGAGACCAUUGUUAAAUUUCUACUGGAAAAAUGCAAUGUUUCGCCGUACGUUGAAGACAGAUGGAACUGCACACCAUUAGAGGACGCUAGGAAAUUUGGUCAUGCAGAAAUCGCUGCCAUUUUGGAGAAGUACAUGUCGUCACAUCCGGAACGUGAUGAUUAUGAGAUGUCUAGAAAUAUGAAGAACCUCAGCUCUGACUGAACUGUGUGUUUUUGUUUCACAAGACUAUUUAAGAAGCUAAAGAGUUAAUAUAUUUAUUCUAAGAAUGUACCAUUGUUCUGAUCUUUAUGAACAGGUGUUUGUCAGAUGCAGUGUUACGUACAAGAGGUAAACCAUGGGUCCUGCCGGACUUCGACAAAACCUACGAUUGAUGAGAAAGGUCAGAUGUAGCUGAAGCGGAAACAGACCUUUAAGUGUUUAUUUCUUCAAAGUUUUGAAGAUGACUUUGUAUCUUAGCAACAAAUCACCUAGAACGACGCUGUCCUGAAAUGUCAGAAACUAGGAAGUGUUGUUUUACUGUUUGGUAAAUUGUUUUACUGUUUGGUAAACUGUGUUGCGCCUGUGUUAGAGUAGUGGUGUAUAAAAUUACAGAAAUAGUACUGUAAUUUUGUGAUACAAAUUAUAUCUUCAUUGAAAUGACAAUUAAUUGCGUUAAUAGUGCUUUGUAUGAUAGAUAUUUGUCACGUAAAAAAUGGGGAUCCCCUCUGCAGAGAUGAGUUUCGAGCCCGAAAUUUCAUUCUUUUGUAUUCAUUUUUGUUGAAUAUUAUAUUGGCAGAUAUACAAACGUGGUAUUUUAUUUUUUAUUUCUAUCAGUUACAAAUACAAAGGAAGACAAUGUUGUUGAACCAUAUUUUCACAAAAUACUUCCAUCACACUUGUGAAGAAUGUACGAUCAUAUUCUCUGCAUAGGUGAAGAAUGGGGUAUAAUUUUUCGCACACAAACCGAAUACACUCUCCUCUGUUUCUGUGUAAUUUGUGAUCGAUAUCUUUUCAUGCUUAUAGGUAAUACAUAUUGUAAUAACACAGUUUCAUAAAUUCAGCAAUUAUAAAAAAUAACGGGUACUUUGAUUUUCUACAUCCUAUAUCUAAUGCUCAUUAUGUGAGGGUUUAUUUUUGCUGUCUGAUGAGACAACAUGCAUCGGCUAAGUAUAAUGUAAUUUUGUGGUCCAUGAUGAGAUUCAGUUUUAGGCCCUUAGUCCUAUAAUAGAUAUCUAUAUAUCCUAUAUAGAAUCAGUUUGUAGUUUAGCAGAGGCCCCGUUUCAACAAAUAUGGAACUUUCUACAGAUACUUUGAUUUUAAAUAACCAUAACCUAGUACUGAUCUUCAAUAUGGCCAAUACAACAAUGACCAUGAACCAACAUCACAACAGCCCUUGAAUAAUUUUUUAUCAAAAUCAACCCAUAGAAUGAUAAAAGCCUAUGAAUUCUUAAAAGUGCAUUGAUUUUGAUGUUAUUUUACACUUGCGUGUUGUUUAAAAUACAAAUUGGUUCGCAGUUUCAGUAUACAUGUACCAGAUCCAUACGUGAAUUAUAACUUCGACUUUAAUAUCAAAAUUUAACUUAAACUGUACUACAUUUCACUCCACGAAGUGCAAAAUAAAUAUGUUCAAACUAAAAAUAGUCUAAAGUAAACCAUUACAAUAAAUAUUUACACGGUCAAAAUUACUAUUUCUAUAUGCUUUAAUCUUGAUAUCUUCGUCGGUAAAAUUCAUUGACAUAUUUUUAUGUAAAACAGCGCUGUAAUGCAUAUUAUAAAAAAAGUAGCACCUUCGCCAAUAAAUAUAUACUAAUCCGCUUAGUCUUUAACCCAUUGACUAAAAAUUUCAAUAUACUUAAUACAUACCCAUAGUUUUAACCCUACAUCGUGAAAGGAAUAUUUAUGUAAAUGUUACUGAUACAUCAACAACACACCAUUGUAAUAAAUAAGAUAACUCUAUCUUUACUAAAACAUUUUUAACGAAAGUUGCGUUUGUAUUUAUAUUUACUAAAUAAAGCAACUAUAAACUCCACAAAAUACAAUUGAAACUCGUUACCUCGAAUUCCAAAGGAUCGAGGAGCGUUUCAGUUUUAGGAAACCGAAAUUCAACUUAAAAUAGUAUUUUAUGCACGUGUUUUCAAGACGGAACUUAAAAAUACUCUCGAGAUAGCCCGAAUUUUUAGUUAAGCCAGUUCAAGAUGUCGAGUAAAUGAUCAAAUACAAUACAGUGGUUGGUUGAAUGAUAAUAAAUGUAAUAUAAAGCAAACCAGUUAUCAAUUGAAAGAUCGUCUUGUAUAAGAAUUAAUCGAAUAUUAAUUUAUUCAAUUACACAAAAAGUAUUCAAGCUAAGUUCAUAAAACCUAAUAUGUGGAUAAAGGGCAAUAUUUAGGUUAUGAACGUAUGUCUGUAGGUCAUAGAUCAAGGUCAUUGAAGGUCAAAUAAAAAUGUUUCUGCUGAAUAACUGUUAUAUUUAUUGAUGGAUUAUCUUGGUGUUACACAUAAAUGAUCCUCAUGAUUAGACAAUUUGUCAACUCAUGAUCUAUGCUUGUUGAUUAAAGGUCAAUGUAACAGUUUUAUGUAAAAUAAAAUUUGUUUCUAAUCCCUAAGUUUAAUUGUAUUGCAGGUUUUUUUAUCACAACACAGAAAUGACCCCCACGAUUAGACUAUGUGGCACGCACAUGACCCAUGGUUGUCGGUCAAAGGUCAAUGUCACUACAGAAGGUCAAGUAAUAUUGUUGCAGCUCUAUAACGUUUAUGUGUAUAAAUGAAUAACUAAGUACUGACUGCACACAAAUGUAUGUUCCAAAUGAUGAGACAAUGUAUUGUGUACAUGAUCUAUACUUAUAGGUCAAGGUCACUAUUGAAAUUUAUGUAAAAUAAUUUGUUUCUUAGCUCCCUAAUGCCUUGAAGCCUUUUUAGUCCUAAGACUGUUGCCAACAACGAACACUAACAAAGUUUUUCACCCGUAAGGGACUUCUGUAUUACCACUGCAAUACUCGGUUACUUGUGCCGGCCGCAGGCCGGUAUUGAUUUCACCUUUACUUCCUGUAAAUAUCUGGGACGAAGGUCAUUUAACAGCUGUUUAAAACUGUUCAUUUUGAUUGGUGGAUGAAAAAUUCCACAGGUUUUCGAAUGGAAUGAGAUAAUUUAUUCUUAAGGGGUGUUCAGGUGCUCUGAGCUGUAUUGUUAGCAGGUGCUCUGAGCUGUAUUGUUAGACAGUAUAAUACCGGCGUUGCAAGACUUCUGUGGAAAGAGCUUACGUCAUAAACAUGAAUCCCAUCGGUAGUGAAACUGUGGCAAAGUACGACUACAAACCUACCACUCUGAUACGGAGUGAUCUCCCGUAAACGAUUUACAUUCAACUCGUCCCCUAGUCAACUCGUCCCCCAGUCAGCUCCUCCCCAUUUUGGUCAUUUCGUAUCCCUUUACGAUUUCAAAACCCUCCUUUUUAGUCCUUUUUUGUCAAAGUUUCCCAGCUUAUGAUUAAUAUAAUUAUGAUGUAAAAUAUGUGUUCUGUAAAAUAUGUUCUACAUCAAAAACAUGGACAUUUUGCUUUAAAAACUACAUUUUGUUUGGCUUAAUAAAUACCCGAUCGUAUGUAAAAGUGCAGAGUGCAUGCACGUUUCGAAGCUUAAAGUGUGCAUUGACUAAUGUGGCCGUGUAUCUUUCUUUAAAGAUACUUCUUGUUCUAAUCUGUUAUUUAAAUUCCUUGAGAAAUAUACAGUCAUAAUCGUAACCUGUCAUAUUAUGUUUCUGUACGUAACAUGAUCAUCCUAAAAACUUGCAAAAAUAUUCAUAAACUCGAAACGUUUUCUAAAGGAUGAUUUAUAACAUUAUUAAAUAUAUAUUUGUGCUGAAAAAAGCAAACAUUUUUGAUGGCUUCCUUUCUUUUACAUCUUCGCAUAUACAUUAAUAUU